Molecule: messenger RNA, 978 nt
Organism: Aspergillus thermomutatus
Lineage: Eukaryota; Fungi; Ascomycota; Eurotiomycetes; Eurotiales; Aspergillaceae
Gene: gldB
Product: putative glycerol dehydrogenase (GldB)
Exons: 2
Coding region: 1-978 (325 amino acids)
Cellular component (GO): cytosol
Molecular function (GO): aldose reductase (NADPH) activity
Source: RefSeq, a predicted model, not a curated record
AUGUCGUCUGGUGUCACUUUCACUCUCAGCAACGGUGUUAAGAUCCCCGGCGUCGGUUUUGGAACCUUCGCCAGCGAGGGCGCCAAAGGCGAGACCUACCGGGCUGUCACAUGUGCUCUCAAGACCGGAUACAGACACUUGGAUUGCGCCUGGUUCUAUCUGAACGAGGACGAGGUCGGUGAUGCCAUCCAGGACUUCCUCAAGGAAAACCCUUCUGUCAAGCGCGAGGAUAUCUUCAUCUGCACCAAGGUCUGGAACCACCUGCACCGUUACGAGGAUGUCAUCUGGUCGCUUGAGAACUCCCUGAAAAGACUCAAGGUCGACUACGUGGACCUCUUCCUGAUUCACUGGCCCAUUGCCGCCGAGAAGGAGACGCAGGAGAAGCCCAAGAUCGGACCUGAUGGAAAGUACGUCAUCCUGGAAGACCUCACCAAGAACCCCGAGCCCACAUGGCGGGCAAUGGAGAAGCUCUACGAGGACGGCAAGGCCAAGGCCAUCGGUGUCUCCAACUGGACCAUCGAAGGGCUCGAGCAGCUGCUCAAGUUCGCCAAGGUCAAGCCUCACGUCAACCAGAUCGAGAUCCACCCCUUCCUGCCCAACAACGAGCUCGUGCAGUACUGCCUCGAGCACGAUAUCCUGCCCGAGGCCUACUCGCCGCUGGGCUCCCAGAACCAGGUCCCCACCACCGGCGAGCGCGUUAGCGAAAACCCGACCCUGAACGAGAUCGCCAAGAAGGGCGGCAACACCCUGGCCCAGGUGCUGAUUGCCUGGGGUCUGCGCCGCGGCUACGUGGUCCUGCCCAAGAGCUCGAACCCGGCUCGUAUCGAGUCCAACUUCAAGAGCAUUGAGCUGUCCGAUGCCGAUUUUGAGGCCGUCAACAAGGUCGCCGAGGGCCGUCACUUCCGGUUCGUCAACAUGAAGGAUACUUUCGGUUACGAUGUGUGGCCCGAGGAGACGGCCAAGCAGAUGUCUGCUUAA